AUGGCCACAUCCAAAACCACCACGAUCAUCACCACCCAGCCCUACCAUCCAUCACUCCCUUCAACACCCACCAGCCCAUCCUUAAUCGCUGGCCCAAGCAAUACACACCACAACUACACAUCCGACAUCCACGAUGAAGAAUCUCCACCCCAAACAGCCUUCUCCAUCAUCGAACCCCCAGCCCAACUCUCCGCCAUAACAACCCACACCACCCACAUCCGGUCCCACGACACCGAAGAAACCUUCCCAGACGGCGGAACCCGCUCCUGGCUCGUCGUUCUAGGCUCCUUCUUCCUCCUCAUGGCCAGCUACGGCAUGAUGAAUUCCACCGGCGUCCUCCAAAACUACUUCGCCACCCACCAAUUAUCCACAUACUCCACCAGCGCCGUCGGCUGGAUCCCCGGCCUAUUCACAUUCUUCGGCUUAGUCCUUAGUGUCCAGAUCGGACCCAUGUUCGACCGGUACGGUCCAACGGGCAUCCUCAUCGCCGGGUCAGUCUGCUAUAUUGCGGGGCUUUUCAUUCUCGCUGAGUGCAAGCUGUACUGGCAUUUUAUGCUCACGCUGGGCGUGGUGAUGGGAUCCGGCGCUGCAUUGCUGAGUACCGCUGCGAUGGCGGCGGUGCCGCAGUGGUUUGAUAGACGGGUUGGGCUGGCGAUGGGGGCGGCGUUUACGAAGUUUGGGUAUCGCUGGGCGAUUCGGAUGUUGGCGUUUAUGGUGGCUGUGAUGUGUGGGGUUGGGAUUGGGUUGGUGAGGUCGAGGUUGCCGAGGGGGCAGAGUAAGUCGAGUAUCAAUCUGAGGGCGUUCCGGGAUACGAGGUUUACUUGGUUGACGUUGGGGACUUUUGGAUUGGAGUUGGAAGUUUUCGCGGGACUGGGGUUGUAUCCCACGUAUGUGGUGAUGCAAGGGUUCAGCGUAUCAACCAGUGUGAUUCUUCUCUCCAUUUUGAACGUUUUCUCCACGAUUGGCCGCCUCAUAACCGGGGUCAUCGCUGAUAAAUACGGACGCAUCAACACGCAGACGGGACUCAUCUGCCUCGGCGCCCUCGCCAUCUUCACCAUCUGGCUGCCUUUCGGCCAUACCCUGCCAGGGCUGUACAUCUUCAGCUGCGUGUUUGGACUCGCAUCGGGAUCAUUCUUAAGUCUUGCGCCGGCAUGCAUUGGGCAGAUCUCGAAAGCAAGCGAAGUCGGGGGCCGAUUUGGAAUUUGUUAUUCCAUCGUGAGCUUGGCCACUCUCAUUUGCAUCCCUAUUGGCGGUGAAAUGCUCGAGAAAGUGGGUAGUCGCGCAAUGGUAGCCUACCUGGGGAGCGUAUUAAUAGUCGCCCUGGGUAUGUUUGUAAUGGCUCGUUGGGCGAGUCUGAGCUAUCGAUGGCGAUGGCAGGCCAAAAUAUAG
Messenger RNA from Penicillium daleae, 1389 nucleotides. Its product is annotated as MFS general substrate transporter. The transcript is spliced from 5 exons. The record is from RefSeq and is a predicted model, not a curated record. Bases 1 to 1389 code for a protein of 462 amino acids. Gene Ontology annotation, molecular function: transmembrane transporter activity. Gene Ontology annotation, cellular component: fungal-type vacuole membrane. NCBI's taxonomy places the organism in Eukaryota, Fungi, Ascomycota, Eurotiomycetes, Eurotiales, Aspergillaceae. Gene Ontology annotation, biological process: transmembrane transport.